UGCUAUUCUGCACUAAUGUUUUCGAAAUGUUCUUCACACUCCAGAUUUCUACUCUUCUUUAUACGCUUCCUCUGCUACUACUCGAUGUCACUUUGUGUCUCUACUUUUAUUUAUACCUCCCUAUGAAGCUUCGUGUGAAUGCAGAGAAUUUAGACGUCGAAAUAGAGCAAUUGCUGAAUGCCGAGAAGCAUGCGAGGCUCGCCGGCGAUGUCGCCGCCACAAGAAACGCUGCCACUGAAAUUUUACGGCUAUGUUUUGAAGCGCGUGCAUGGAACACUCUCAAUGACCAAAUUGUUCUGUUAACCAAACGACGUGGCCAGCAUAGGCAGGCUAUAACAGCGAUGGUCCAGCAAGCUAUGCAAUAUAUUGAUGAGACACCGCAUAUUGAAAUUCGUAUAAAACUCAUCGAAACCUUGGAAAGUGUAUGUAACGGAAAGAUAUAUGUUGAGAUUGAGAGAGCUCGAUUGAUCAAGAAUCUUGCAAAAAUUAAGGAAGAACAAGGACUUAUUGAUGAAGCUGCUGAUUUGAUGCAAGAAGUUGCGGUAGAAACUUUUGGUGCCAUGGCAAAAACUGAGAAAAUCGCUUUCAUUCUUGAACAAGUUCGUUUGUGUCUAGACCGCCAGGAUUAUGUUCGUGCUCAGAUUCUCUCAAGAAAGAUUAGUACAAGAGUAUUUGAUGCUGAUGUUUCAAAGGAAAAGAAAAAGGCUAAAGAAGGUGAUAAUGUUGUUGAAGAAGCUCCUUUAGAUAUACCAUCUCUGCCAGAGUUGAAGAGGAUCUAUUACGAACUAAUGAUUCGGUACUAUUCCCAUAAAAAAGAUUACCUUGAAAUUUGCCGAUGCUACAAGGCAAUAUAUGAGAUUCCAUCUGUCAAAGAAAAUACUACCGAGUGGAUUCCAAUCCUGAGGAAGAUAUGCUGGUUCUUGGUUCUAUCACCACAUGAUCCAAUGCAGUCAAGCCUUCUCAAUUGCAUCUUGGAGGAUAGGAAUCUGUCUGAGAUUCCAAACUUUAAGUUGCUGUUGAAACAGUUGGUCACUAUGGAGGUUAUCCAGUGGACAACUCUUUGGGAUUCAUACAAAGAUGAGUUUGAGAAUGAGAAUAUCCUUGGAGAGUAUUUGGGUGCAGAACCAGAAAAAGAUCUGAGGGAAAGAGUAAUUGAACAUAAUAUUCUUGUUAUAUCAGAAUACUAUGCGAGGAUUACUUUGAAGAGACUUGCAGAGCUUUUGUGCCUCAGUGUCCAGGAAGCUGAGAAGCAUCUUUCAGAUAUGGUUGUGUCCAAGGCAUUGGUGGCAAAAAUUGAUAGACCCAUGGGAAUAGUUUGUUUCCAAAGAGCCAAGGAUAGCAACGAUGUUCUUAACUCAUGGGCAGCAAACUUGGAGAGUCUGCUUGAUCUUGUGGAGAAGAGCUGCCACCAAAUACACAAGGAAACAAUGGUGCAUAAGGCUGCCUUGAAGGUUUAAGAAGGUCCAUGCUACUACUAAAAGUUACAGGAGGAACUCAAUAUAGAUGUUAUUUUGGACUGAAGUUAAGUUGCUUUGACAGGAUGUUCAUUUGAAUUGUUGCUGAUUAGGUUGGUUAGGUAUUGGGGGAUUAAAUGACAAUGCUUUCUUUUACCAUUUUAUUGUCAAUGAUGAAAUUAAGAUAGAGUUGAUACAUGCUUCUUAGUGUUGUAUACUAAUGGUGCAUACGUUACCACAGACUUAUGACAAGAUCCUGAACGAUCUUGUUUGUAGGUCAGUGGAAAGAUAAAUAGUGCUGGUAUUCUUUUGUCCGUUCAAUUCUCCUGCA
Messenger RNA from Vigna radiata var. radiata (mung bean), 1785 nucleotides. Its product is annotated as 26S proteasome non-ATPase regulatory subunit 12 homolog A. The record is from RefSeq and is a predicted model, not a curated record. NCBI's taxonomy places the organism in Eukaryota, Viridiplantae, Streptophyta, Magnoliopsida, Fabales, Fabaceae. The transcript has 12 exons. Bases 27 to 1457 code for a protein of 476 amino acids. Gene Ontology annotation, cellular component: nuclear proteasome complex; proteasome regulatory particle, lid subcomplex; cytoplasm.